GAUGGAAGAGAAAACUUAGGAAGUUGAAGUUUGGCAUUAAAAUAAAGGACUCGCCACCACUCUGUGCACCUUCUUGAGGGAGUUUAUUCGUCCGGAGCGCCUCACAGCUUAGUGCGCCUGCGCACGCGCGAACUGCGGCCCCGCCUCUCCUUUGGGGACGGGAGACGUGCGUCGGGUCGCGGAACGCGGGCUGCGCAUGCGCCUUCCUUUCGUCAGCCCGCUGCUGCGUGCUGCCAGCGGGAACUGUAGACGGGGAGAUUUUCGCUGCCGUGUUCCCCGAGCCUGUUAGACGCAGCGCCCCGGAAUACUGAGAGAGGAAAGGAUAGAGGAAGUGCUGCCCUAGGCUGCAUGAGUCGAAGCAAGCGUGUUUCCUUCCCGCCAGGCAAGUGCCCUUAGAAACCGGGCUCCGCCCCCUUCCUGGCCUGCAUUCCCAUCCCCUCUCCCUGGGCGGAGGUGAAGACCUCCUUGGUUCCUCUGGUUCUGUCAGUGAGCCCCUUCCUUGGCCAUGAAGCUCGUGAGGAAGAACAUCGAGAAGGACAAUGCGGGCCAGGUGACCCUGGUCCCCGAGGAGCCUGAGGACAUGUGGCACACUUACAACCUCGUGCAGGUGGGCGACAGCCUGCGCGCCUCCACCAUCCGCAAGGUACAGACAGAGUCCUCCACGGGCAGCGUGGGCAGCAACCGGGUCCGCACUACCCUCACUCUCUGCGUGGAGGCCAUCGACUUCGACUCUCAAGCCUGCCAGCUGCGGGUUAAGGGGACCAACAUCCAAGAGAAUGAGUAUGUCAAGAUGGGGGCUUACCACACCAUCGAGCUGGAGCCCAACCGCCAGUUCACCCUGGCCAAGAAGCAGUGGGAUAGUGUGGUACUGGAGCGCAUCGAGCAGGCCUGUGACCCAGCCUGGAGCGCUGAUGUGGCGGCUGUGGUCAUGCAGGAAGGCCUCGCCCAUAUCUGCUUAGUCACUCCCAGCAUGACCCUCACUCGGGCCAAGGUGGAGGUGAACAUCCCUAGGAAAAGGAAAGGCAAUUGCUCUCAGCAUGACCGGGCCUUGGAGCGGUUCUAUGAACAGGUGGUCCAGGCUAUCCAGCGCCACAUACACUUUGAUGUUGUAAAGUGCAUCCUGGUGGCCAGCCCAGGAUUUGUGAGGGAGCAGUUCUGCGACUACAUGUUUCAACAAGCAGUGAAGACCGACAACAAACUGCUCCUGGAAAACCGGUCCAAAUUUCUUCAGGUACAUGCCUCCUCGGGACACAAGUACUCCCUGAAAGAGGCCCUUUGCGACCCUACUGUGGCUAGCCGCCUUUCAGACACUAAAGCUGCUGGGGAAGUCAAAGCCUUGGAUGACUUCUAUAAAAUGUUACAACAUGAACCGGAUCGAGCUUUCUAUGGACUCAAGCAGGUGGAGAAGGCCAAUGAAGCCAUGGCAAUUGACACAUUGCUCAUCAGCGAUGAGCUCUUCAGGCAUCAGGAUGUAGCCACACGGAGCCGGUAUGUGAGGCUGGUGGACAGUGUGAAAGAGAAUGCAGGCACCGUUAGGAUAUUCUCUAGUCUUCACGUUUCUGGGGAACAGCUCAGCCAGUUGACUGGGGUAGCUGCCAUUCUCCGCUUCCCUGUUCCCGAACUUUCUGACCAAGAGGAUGAUUCCAGUUCUGAAGAGGAUUAAUGAUUGAAGCUUAAAAUUGAGACAAACUUGUGUUUCCUAAACUGUUACAGUACAUUUCUCAGCAUCCUUGUGACAGAAAGCUGCAAGAAUGGCACUUUUUGAUUCAUACAGGGAUUUCUUAUGUCUUUGGCUACACUAGAUAUUUUGUGAUUGGCAAGACAUGUAUUUAAACAAUAAACUAAAAGGAAAUAAUCUCCACGUACUACCAUCUUGAUUAAAUUGUGUAAUUUUUUAUAGGAAUUAUGAGUUAUCUGUAUGUAGUACUUGGAAACAGAAAAUGUGUGUAAUGACGAUGCCUGUACAGUAUAUUGUUUGGGAUAGAUUGCAAAAUUUCACACUGCAUGCUUUGAAACAGUUUUCCUUAGAAAAAGCUUUUGCUAUCUUAUCCGGUUUACAUUAUUUCUUUAUUUUAAUUCUGCAUUGUGUUCUUGCAUUGCAUUUAAUGAUCCCUUUUCUCCCCACCUCCACACACUACAUUUUUUUUAGAUUUAAAUAGUUUUACUAUUUUAAAUGAUUGCCGUACAAUUAGUAGACUUGAAGACAAGUUUUAAAUAUUUUUCUUCAAAGGCUUGUUAAACCAAUCAUGUUAAAAGGAAAUUCUUGGUUUUGGUUUGUUGUUGUUAGCAUUAGUCAUAUUUGAUUUAGAGGGUAACUUAAUCAGUUAUUUUUAGCUUUUUAGAGCUUUGAUCUGCUAGAGAUUGUCAAAAUAAUCUCCUUGAGCAUCUUUAUUUUUAAAAUGAGAUUAAAGUAUGUGAUUUGCUUGUUAUGUGGCUAA
This is a messenger RNA of Gorilla gorilla gorilla (western lowland gorilla), 2438 nucleotides long. It is a transcript of the gene PELO, whose product is annotated as pelota mRNA surveillance and ribosome rescue factor. Gene Ontology annotation, cellular component: cytoplasm. The record is from RefSeq and is a predicted model, not a curated record. The transcript is spliced from 2 exons. Lineage: Eukaryota; Metazoa; Chordata; Mammalia; Primates; Hominidae. Gene Ontology annotation, biological process: nonfunctional rRNA decay; nuclear-transcribed mRNA catabolic process, no-go decay; nuclear-transcribed mRNA catabolic process, non-stop decay. Bases 506 to 1663 code for a protein of 385 amino acids.